AUGUCGGUAAGGCGCUCUCCUACCAAAGAAGCCAGUAGUUCGGCGCCGGAUUUGUCAAAAAUUAAAGAUGCUCACAUCGGUAAUUCAGCAAGCAAAGAGAAUGUUGCGUCUAGACAUGACAAACGGAAACGUGGAGACAUUAUUGAGGAAGACUUGAAGCCUAUUAUGGAUGAAAUGAGAAAAAUGAUGUCAUUAAACAGGGAGUAUCAAGAUAAAAAAUUUGAGACCCUCUAUUCGGCUAUGAACGAUAUAAAGCAGCAGAAUCUAGAAAUUUCAGAGUCAUUAGAAUUUAUGUCUAAAAAGUAUGAAGAUCUCAAACAACAGCUAGAAAAAAGUGAACAUGAACGAAAGAAAAACCUGGCAUAUAUCACUGAACUGGAAUCAAGAAUGUCCAUUCUGGAGCGCUGCGGACGGAAUACUAGUAUUGAAAUACGCAACCUGCCCCAAAAAAACCCUGAAACCAAAGAAGACUUGAUAAAGGUAGUCUCAUCCAUUGGAGCGGUUUUGAGUUUUGGUAUAGAAACCAGUGAUAUAAAGGACAUAUUUCGUCUCGUCUCUAAGUCUUUGUCUCUUAAGCCAAUCAUCGUUGAGUUUACGACUGUACUGAAAAAAGAAGCAUUCUUGAACUCGGCUAGAGAAUUCAGGAAAUCGAAACGAAUGAAUCUAAACACCACACAUCUUAAACUUCAAGGUCCAUCAGAAAUAAUAUACAUGUCAGAAAGUCUUACAACAAACACCAAAAGGUUAUACGGAAAAGCACGGAAAUUUGCCUCCGAAAAUAAUUACCAAUACUGCUGGACCAAGCACGGACAAAUCUUUCUUCGCAAGGAAAAUGGAAGCAAGGUCACAAAAAUUAUCAAAGAAGAAGAUCUAAAUGCGUUGAGUACAAAUUGA
Messenger RNA from Diatraea saccharalis (sugarcane borer), 894 nucleotides. The record is from the annotation of a GenBank genome assembly. Lineage: Eukaryota; Metazoa; Arthropoda; Insecta; Lepidoptera; Crambidae.